Messenger RNA from Sugiyamaella lignohabitans, 1416 nucleotides. It is a transcript of the gene BRR6, whose product is annotated as Brr6p. The transcript has a single exon. Gene Ontology annotation, biological process: lipid homeostasis; nuclear envelope organization. NCBI's taxonomy places the organism in Eukaryota, Fungi, Ascomycota, Dipodascomycetes, Dipodascales, Trichomonascaceae. Gene Ontology annotation, cellular component: nuclear envelope; nuclear membrane. The coding region runs from base 1 to 1416 and encodes 471 amino acids. The record is from RefSeq and is a predicted model, not a curated record.
AUGGAUCAUUCACUAUCCUUUCAUAAUAAUUUGGAUGUGAGCCCGAAUAACUCGAUAUCAGAUAGUAAAGAUAAAGUACAGCUGAAUUCCAUGGAUUUUAUGCAGCAUCACAGCGUUUGUCAAGGAACUACAGACGAAGAUAGUAGUAUUACGUCUGAAAUCAGCGGAUACUUUUCAGGCCCAUUAUCUAUCCGCCAAGAUACCCAACUAUCACCUCUCCAAAUCUCACCCAGUAAACAGCAAGACAAGUCAUCUAAACAGCCUGCUACAUCUUUAGCAGUUUCAAAAUCCAGAGUACCAACGAUACACUUUAAUCCUGGACCGAGAAAUUUUCUGAAUUCUAGACCAGUUGUUUCGUCCCCAUUGAAAAAUACCAUUAAUCCAUCUGGUCACACUAUUCCAGCUCUAGAUAAAGCUCUAGCAGACGUGAAUUUAAAUACUCUAGAUAACAGACCCCUGGCUAGAGUGAAAUCAAAAACCAUGACAGGAACCGGAACGCCAGAGAUGAGGAGUCCAAGGAAGGGAUCAAGAUCUGCCAUGGUUCCUAGAUCUGCUUUGAGAAUGGAAUCAAGCUCAAGAUCUAACUAUGCCAAGCUACUACUCAAAAGCCGGCCAUCUUCUAACUCGUCUAUGUCUAUGUUAGACUAUGACGAUUCUCCCCUUCUCCACCGAGGUACAACGCCAAGGUAUACUUCGACUCCCGAACCUGAAUGGAAGGACAUUGAUGACAAUGAGCAUAGUGAUGAAGAUAUUUCUCUUUUUUCUGGAGAUGCUAACCACUCGUCAAAAAAGGGCACGAACAAGGAGUCUUCAAUUAUGCUCAAUCCUCAAUUGCCAAUUAUCCUCAGUUCAUACUUACAGCUCUUAUUUAACCUGGCAAUGAUGGGACUAUUAGUAUACUCCAUUUGGAUAUUCUUGUCAACGGUACGACAUGAUGUGGACCAAAAAGUUGAGGAAUAUUCGGCCGAUAUCUUGGCAGAAAUGGCCAUUUGCUCAAAAGAGUACAUUCGAAAUAACUGCAUGCCUGGAAGAAGGGUUCCAGCACUAGAAAAGACUUGUAAUAACUGGGAAAAAUGUAUGAACCAAGAUCCAGCAUUGAUAGGACGUGCCAGAGUGAGUGCAGAAACCUUUGGUGAGAUUAUCAAUAGCUUUUUGAACCCGAUUGGCCUCAAGUCAAUGGCCUUUUUAGUGACUGCAUUUGCAGGAUCUUUUAUUAUUGUCAACUAUGUCUUUUCGUAUAAACCACACUCUUACCGGUUUAACAAACAGCGAAAACGUCGUGCCCAUUCAGAAUCACGAACCCAUUCUGCUCCACAGCAACCAAUAGUCUUGUAUGCUCCUUCUACACCUGGUCCCCAUAUUCCUGGAUCCUCAAGGAAAACUCCAUAUGCAUCAGCCAGAAGAAGGAGAUUAUAA